CAUAAGAAAGCUCAGUGAGUGUUGGUCUGUAACGGGAGGAGGAGUCCGAGGGAACCGGCUCGACCGGUGCAGCGCUUCACUGUGAUUUCCUUCUCUAGAGUCUCAUUAACCUCCUCGGUAUCAUCGGUACACAAACACAAGGACUGGAGAGCAGCGAGGCAUUCGUCCAGAGCUUCAGGUUACAGAAUGACGGAUAACGUCCGGCGAGUGGUGUCCAAAGAUGGCCGCAGUAACGUGAAGAUCGAUAAUGUAGAAGGGAUGGUCAAGCUCUUCCUCCACGACAUCUGGACCACGGUGGUGGACAUGAAGUGGCGCUACAAGAUCUCGCUGUUCGUCUCCACCUUCAUCACCACGUGGUUCGUGUUCGGAGUCGUCUUCUACCUCAUCGGCCUGAGGAACGGCGACUUCCACGCUGACCCGUCAUCCAAUCACACGCCCUGCGUGAUGAACGUGGACUCGCUGACCGGCGCCUACCUGUUCUCUCUGGAGACCCAGACCACCAUCGGCUACGGCUUCCGGCACAUAUCUGAAGAGUGUCCUCUGGCCAUCGGCACGCUCGUGCUGCAGCUGGUCGUCACGGGGCUGGCCGAGAUCUUCGUGACCGGCGCGUUCCUGGCCAAGCUGGCCCGACCCAAGAAGCGCGCGGGAAGCAUCAGGUUCAGCCGCUCGGCGGUAGUGUGCGAGUGCGCCGGGGUUCGGCGUCUGAUGGUGCGCGUGGCUAACAUGAGGAACAGCCUCCUGAUUCAGUGCCAGCUCUCAGGGAAGCUGCUCUCCACCCACGUCACGCAGGAAGGCGAGAAGAGCCUGGUGCACCAGACCGCUGUGGACUUCCAGCUGGACUCGAGCGGCGAGUGUCCGUUCCUGCUGCUGCCGCUCACCUUCUAUCACGUGCUGGACGAGCGAAGCCCUCUGAGGAGCCUCACGGCCGAGAACCUGCCCCGUCAGGAGCUGGAGCUGCUGCUGACGCUGAACGGCUGCAUGGAGUCGACGGCCGCCAGCUGCCAGAGCCGGACGUCUUACCUGCCGCAGGAGAUCCUCUGGGGCUACCAGUUCAGACCCGUGCUGACCCACGCGGCCGGCGGGAGACUGGCCGCAGACUUCAGCUGCUUCGACCAGGUCCAGGCCUGCAGCAACACCGAGAAGCUCCAGCUGGAGGAGGAGUACAGACGGGAGUGAAGAGGAAAGCAGAAGAUCGCUGAUGAGCUGCUCACACGCACUACACUUGUUUGUGUGCUAGUAUAAAUAUCUAAGAACAGUUUAAUCAAGAGGAAUUAAAUAUGUCACUUUUCCCUUAAAGGAUAAAGAAUAUCAAGUAAAUGCGUCUUGAUUCAAAAAAGUUUAGAUGUUUAUAAUAGAAAAGUAAAAAAGAGAGAUUUUUUUCUCUGCAAGAAAGAUCUCUGAUUAUUAUCGAUGUUGAAAACGGGAAAAAGAAACUGUGAUACGUUUAAUUUUUCAGGAUUAACAUAUGAAUAAAAAGUUUAAAAUAACAGCACUUAUUUAAAAUAAUCUAUGCAACAUAUAGAUGCCUUUACUGUCACUUUAGAUCAGUUUCAUUACUUUAAAAUGAUAGCAGUAUUUCACACUUUUUACUGUACUUUUGAUCAAAUAAAUGCUUAGCAAAAUUACUCUAUAUAGUUAUUUCUGGUCUUAUUGGGAAUGAUUAUUCAGUAAAUUAUUUAAAUUAAUAUUUGUCUUUAUAAUUAGAAUACAGUGAUUUAUUGAUCAUCUUUUGCUCUUCUGGUUUCUGGAUUGUUUUUUUUUUCUCUAUAUUAAAAUAUAUUUUAGACAUUUUGGAAUUGUUUUAAGAAAAAAAUGUGAUUCUUAUUUCUGUGCGAA
This is a messenger RNA of Puntigrus tetrazona (Sumatra barb), 1836 nucleotides long. It is a transcript of the gene kcnj15, whose product is annotated as potassium inwardly rectifying channel subfamily J member 15. The transcript has 3 exons. Gene Ontology annotation, molecular function: inward rectifier potassium channel activity. Bases 187 to 1176 code for a protein of 329 amino acids. Gene Ontology annotation, biological process: potassium ion import across plasma membrane; regulation of monoatomic ion transmembrane transport. Gene Ontology annotation, cellular component: plasma membrane. Lineage: Eukaryota; Metazoa; Chordata; Actinopteri; Cypriniformes; Cyprinidae. The record is from RefSeq and is a predicted model, not a curated record.